AUUUUUGUAUUCUUAAAAAUCUGGGUUGUUCCACUUCCAGCAGCAGCAGCAUAUACGAAAUACGACAUUCUGUUAUGCACCUAAAAUGCAGUGUCUUGUAUUCAAUCCGUACAUACAUGCUUCUCUACUUUAUAGUUGACAACAAUAAUACUCUCCUCGAAACUCCCAAGGUUGGCGGCUGCUGUUGCAGUUUGCUGCUAUAUAUGUGACUGUUAGCACAACCUUGGUCUUCCCGCACGGGAUUCUUCCUUUUUUCUUUUUCCAAAUCAGCAAAAACCAUUCAUGCUCAUGUUCUAUGAAUGAAUUCGCCAUGCUUGUUUCUUCUUUGUCUUUCUAAACAGAACAAAAACCAAUUUUACCAUGGAGCCGAACAUUCCCAGAGGAGCUGAAGAACAGAGCACGGCAUAUCUCAUGGAAGAUAGUGAUUUUUCAGAAACUGCUAAGUUCAUAAGCCAGAUCCUCAUGGAAGAAAACAUUGACCAGAGGCCACUCUAUGACACACUUACCUUGCAAGUUACAGAGAAGUCCUUCUACGACGCUCUCACUGGCAACAUACCUCUUUCCCCCAACCCCAAUCAACACCCCCUUCUUCUCAGUCCCCAAGCUCAAACCACCAUCACCGAACAUGGACUCUCAGAUUUGGAUUCUUCCUUGCAACAGAACCUGUUCAAUGAUGCUGAUUCGGUUUCCCACUUUAAGAGAGGGUUAGAGGAAGCUACCAAGUUUCUUCCUCCGGUGUCUAACCUUGUAACUGGUCAAUAUCCAAACGGGGAACAACCAAUCAAUACGUUUGAAGGGAAUUCCUAUGGAUUUCAGAGUAGGAAGAAUCACGAGCGUGAAGAGAUAGACACCAGAGAAGAAGAGCAUGAAGGGAGAGGUCACAAGCAAUCAGCACUUAGUCUUGUUGAUGAGACUGACUUGUCAGAUGCUAUUGAUCGGGUGUUUCUAAGUGUGGAAAACGUGUGUAUUGAACACAGUUCUUUGCAGAAUGGAGCACUGAAACCUAAGGCACCAGAGGUAGGGAAGGGUCGUUCAAAGAAACAAGGAAGGAAGAAGGAAACAGUGGAUUUGAGAAAUCUUCUGUUGAUGUGUUCACAAUCUGUGUAUGCCAAUGACAUCAGGACUGCCAAUGAAUUGCUAAAGCAGAUUAGGCAACACUCUUCUCCCGUUGGGGAUGCAUCACAGAGGUUGGCUCAUUACUUCGCCAAUGGCCUCGAGGCACGCUUGAUUGGGGCUGGUUCAGGUGCAAUAGGAACAUUUUCUUUUGUGAGUUCUAAGAGGAUCACUGCUGCAGAGUUCCUGAAGGCAUACCAAGUUUUUCUAUCUGCCACCCCUUUCAAGAAGUUUACAUAUUUCUUUGCAAAUCAAAUGAUUGUGAAAGCAGCCGCAAAGGCAGAAAUCAUCCAUAUUAUUGAUUAUGGCAUCCUAUAUGGUUUCCAGUGGCCAAUUCUUAUCAAGUUUUUAUCAAAUAGAGAGGGGGGUCCUCCCAAGCUGAGGAUCACAGGAAUAGAGUUUCCCCAAUCUGGCUUCCGCCCCACAGAAAGAAUUGAGGAGACUGGUCACCGGCUGGCUAACUAUUGCAAGCGUUACAAUGUUCCCUUUGAAUAUCAUGCUAUAGCAUCACGGAACUGGGAAACCAUUAAGCUUGAAGCCCUUAAAAUUGAGAGAAAUGAGCUAGUUGCUGUAAACUGUCACAUGAGAUUUGAACAUCUACUGGAUGAGAGUACUAUUGAAGUGAACAGUCCCAGAAAUGCUUUCCUGCAUCUGAUCAGGAAGAUAAAUCCGGAUAUUUUUACUCAGAUCAUUAUUAAUGGAUCAUAUGAUGCCCCUUUCUUUGCCACACGGUUUAGGGAGGCACUCUUCCAUUAUUCUGCUAUUUAUGACAUGUUUGACACUGUCAUAACUAGUGAAAAUGAAUGGAGGAUGACGAUUGAGAGUGAGCUUUUGGGCCGGGAGGUUAUGAAUGUUAUAGCAUGUGAAGGUUCUGAGAGGGUUCAGAGACCUGAGACAUACAAACAAUGGCAGGUUAGGAAUACGAGGGCUGGUUUCAAGCAGCUCCCACUGAAUGAGGAAUUAAUGGCUAAAUUCAGGAGUAAGUUAAAGGAAUACCACAGAGAUUUUGUCUUAGAUGAAAAUAACAACUGGAUGCUUCAAGGUUGGAAGGGCCGCAUUUUUAAUGCUUCCACUUGUUGGUUUCCGGCAUAAUUAGAUGCUACUGGACUUUUGGACUUGGUUCAUAACUCAUACUAGACUAAAAGGUGCUCGUAUCCUUAACCUUUAGGUGCUGUGAUAAAGAUUGUACCAAGCUUUGCACCAAGUUACUUGUUUAGGAGAGGCUUGGAGGAAGCUACCAAGUUUCUUCCACCGGGGCUUAAGUUGUAACUGGUCUGCAUUCCAAUGGGUUGAAGGGUAGGAAGAAUCAUGAGCGUGAAGAUAUAGACACCAGAAAAGAAGAAGAAGAAGAAGAAAGGAGAAGUAACAAGCAAUCAGCACUUAACCUUGUUGAUGAGAGUGACUUGUCUGAUGCUUUUGAUCGUAUGGUUAUGCUAAGUGUGGAAAACGUGUGUAAUGAACACUGUAGUUUGCAGAGUGAAACAAUGAAAGCUGUAGAGGCAAGUGGAGGGAAGAGUCUUCCUAAGAAACAAGGGACAAAGGACGAAACAGUAGAUUUGAGGAAUCCUCUAAUGAUGUGUUAACAAUCUGUGUAUGCCAAUGAAUUGCUAAAGCAGAUUAGGCAGCACUCUUCUCCCUCUGGGGAUGCAUUACAGAGGUUGGCUCAUUACUUUGUCAAUGGCCUCGAGGCUCGCUUGGUUGGGGAAGGAAUGUUUUCUUUUUUGAGCUCUAAGAGGAGCCCUGCUGCAGAGUUUCUGAAGGCACACCAAGUUUUUCUAUCUGCCAGUCCUUUCAAGAAGUUAACAUAUUUCUUUGCAAAUAAAAUGAUUAUGAAAGCAGGUGCCAAGGCAGAAACCGUCCAUAUUAUUGAUUUGAGGCAUCCAAUAUGGUUUUCAAUGGCCAAUGCUUAUUAAGUUUUUAUCAAAUAGAGAGGGGGGUCCUCCCAAGCUGAGGAUCACAGGGAUAGAUUUUCCCCAACCUGGUUUUCACCCCACAGAAAAAAUUGAGACUGGUCGCCAUCUGGCUAACUAUUGUAAGCGUUACAGUGUUCCCUUUGAGUACAAUGCCAUAGCGUCAAGGAAAUGGUAAACCAUUCAGGUUGAACCCCUUAAUAUUGAGAGCAACGAGCUAGUUGCUGUGAACUCCUUGAUGAAGUUUGAGAAUUUAAUGGAUGAGACUAUUGAAGUGGACAGUCCUAUAAAUGAUCAGGAAGAUAAAUCCACAUAUUUUUACUGUGCAUUGUUAAUGGAACAUAUAAUGCCCCUUUGUUUACCACCCGGUUUAGGGAGGCACUCUUCCAUUUUUCUACUAUUUAUGCUGUGUGUGUGAAAACGAAUGGAAGAUGUUGAUUGAGAGAGAGAUUUUAGGCCGGGAGGCUAUGAAUGCUAUAGCAUGCGAAUGUUCUGAGAGGGUUGAGACAGGUUAGGAAUAUGAAGGCUGGAUUCAAGAAGCUACCACUGAAUGAGGAAUUAUUGGCCAAAUUUAGGAAUGAGUUAAGGAAAUGGUACCAGAGAGAUUUUGUCUUAGAUGAAGAUAAGAACUGGAUGCUUCAAUGUUGGAAGGGCCACAUUUUGUAUGCUUCCACUUGUUGGGUGCCAGCAUAAUCAGAUGCUACUGAACUCGGUUCAGAACUCAUAGUAGACUAAAGGUAUGAUUCUAACUUCUAAGAAUCAGUCAUUGGAUUUUUCUUAUCCACUUCUUAUUUUCCCUAUUAAUGCUUUGACCUUUUGGUUAUGGCCCUAACUAACACUUGCCGGUUACUUGCGUCUCAAGAUAUUUCAGCUUGUAUGUUUCAAUGGUGAAGCUUAUUUGCUCUUUAAAGGGUUUCAGGUUUUGAUAUCCUUGCUCUGGCAGUGGCUGCCGACUUUGCUUUACCUUCAGGUGCUAUGAUGAAGAUUGAACCAUGUUCUGCAAUAAGUUAGUUGGAAAACUUUCUAGCCCGACUUUUCUGGUAGAAAUUAGACUAGUGAGUGUCAUGCAAAGUCUGUAAUGAUAAGGAGGGCGUAUAAGAGUAGAGGGGCUCUUACAGCGAGAAUUAUUAGGUGGUUUUCAAUCAGUAUGGUCCCUCCUAAUUUUAUAUUAUAUGACACUUAAUUAAAUGUUAUAAAUUCUUUCUCAUAAAUUAUAUAAUUUGAAUACGUGUUGUAUAAAUAUUAGUUGGGAUGAUGGAUAGGUGUAGUUGAGAACCACCUAAUAAUUUCGCUCUUAUAGAUACCUGAGUACUAAUAAUGCAGUAAAAAAGUUUACUUUAUUUUCUCACUAACCAACAUGUAUUAGGCAUUCAAAAAUUAUUUGUGGACACCCAUGAACCUAUUUGACCCCUAGGUGUUAUAAAGUAGUAGGAAGAAAGAUAGAGAGAAAUAAUGUGUUAAUUAGGUGAUAUUCUUGCUUGCAAUUUUGUUUUAUUGCAGUAACUUAUGUGGCUCGUAA
Glycine soja is the source of this 4542-nucleotide messenger RNA. RefSeq names its product scarecrow-like protein 31. The coding region runs from base 361 to 2205 and encodes 614 amino acids. The record is from RefSeq and is a predicted model, not a curated record. Gene Ontology annotation, cellular component: nucleus. The transcript has 3 exons. Gene Ontology annotation, molecular function: DNA-binding transcription factor activity; sequence-specific DNA binding. Gene Ontology annotation, biological process: regulation of DNA-templated transcription. Lineage: Eukaryota; Viridiplantae; Streptophyta; Magnoliopsida; Fabales; Fabaceae.